This is a messenger RNA of Syzygium oleosum, 1249 nucleotides long. Its product is annotated as probable prolyl 4-hydroxylase 3. Bases 64 to 1020 code for a protein of 318 amino acids. The record is from RefSeq and is a predicted model, not a curated record. Gene Ontology annotation, molecular function: iron ion binding; L-ascorbic acid binding; procollagen-proline 4-dioxygenase activity. Gene Ontology annotation, biological process: peptidyl-proline hydroxylation to 4-hydroxy-L-proline. The transcript has 8 exons. Lineage: Eukaryota; Viridiplantae; Streptophyta; Magnoliopsida; Myrtales; Myrtaceae. Gene Ontology annotation, cellular component: endoplasmic reticulum.
GAGCAUCGCUUCAUUUCGUUUCCUUUUUCCUUUUGCUUCAGUAUCGUGCAUCUCCAUACCUCCAUGAGGCCUCAUAUGAUCGGUUUGUACGUUCGGUUCCUGUGGGAUCUCGUCAAGAAGGCCUUCUUUUGGCCAUACCGCGGUCCGAAGAUGGCAAAAGGCAAGGUGGCGCGGGUGCAAACGCAAAGGGCAUGGAACCGCUCGCUUGCUCUGACUUUGCUGCUGUCGUUCACGGUGGUCCUUCUGAUCUUGCUCGCUCUCGGGCUCGUGUCCCUUCCCGUGAGAAGAGAGAUUUCACCGCGGGAAGGAUCGACCCCCGUUCAUGCCCACACUGUCGAGAGAGCUGCAUUUGGAGGGUUGGGAGAGAGAGGGAAGCAGUGGACUCAGGUGCUCUCGUGGGAGCCCCGAGCUUUUCUUUACCACAAUUUCCUGUCCAGGGAAGAGUGUGAGUACCUGGUAAGUCUUGCUAAACCUAGCAUCAGCAAGUCGACCGUCGUCGAUGGCUCGACCGGGAAGAGCAUGGAUAGCGGGGUGCGCACAAGCUUCGGAAUGUUUCUCAACCGAGGGCAAGACAAAAUCGUGAGGGCAAUAGAGAAAAGAAUAGCUGACUUCACUCACAUUCCCGUAGAGCAUGGAGAAGGACUUCAAAUUCUGCAAUAUGGGCACGGGCAAAAAUACGAUGCACAUCAUGACUACUUUUCCGACCCUUUCAACACUAGGAAUGGAGGCCAAAGAAUGGCAACAAUGCUUAUGUAUCUGAGUGACGUCGAGGAAGGGGGAGAGACAGUGUUUCCAGCUGCCAAGGCAAACUUCAGCGCCGUGCCUUGGUGGAACGAAUUAUCAGAAUGUGGCAAACAGGGACUGUCUGUAAAACCGAAAAUGGGGAAUGCAGUACUUUUCUGGAGCAUGAAGCCUGACGGUUCGCUUGACCCGGCAAGUUUGCAUGGUGCAUGCUCCGUGAUCAAAGGGACAAAGUGGUCAGCUCCUAAGUGGAUGCACGUCCAGGAGUACAAGGUCUAAGCCAUCGUUUAUUACAGACUCAACUCAAGCAUCUCCUAAACGUCUACAAUUUACCUUUCCUGUACAUGUAUUUCAGGCAAUUUGUUUUGACAUUCAGAGUGUAAAUUGCCCAUAUCUAUUACAUAACUUAACAGGCUAAAUCGAUUCUCCAAUAUACGGCAGAAAAAAAAAAUAUUGAUGCAUAGAUUUUCAUUCCAUGAUCUGGAUAGAAGCUUUUUCUUACAGUUCA